UGUCUUAUUCGGGGGAGCUGUUCCGCAUUAUUUGUGUCUGUGUCUGCGUCUGCGUGUGAGUGUUGUGAAUGGAAUCAUGAAUGUGUGUGAUCAGCAAUUCUAAAACAACUAAUACAAUUCCCGGUUUACUCGUACCGGAUCCGUAACUGUAAUCUACAAAAACAAGUGAAGAGAAGAAGAUUUGGAUAAGAAAGUGGCCGCCAUUAGUUAAAAAUCAGAGGUAGAGGUAGAGAGAGAGCGAGGGAGAGCCAUGGCUGAUUCUGUAUUCUCUUUGGUACCAGAAGACGUAGUUUUCAAAAUCUUCUUCAAGCUCCAAGAUGAUCCAAGAUACUGGGCUCGUCUUGCAUGCGUCUGCACCAAAUUCUCAUCUAUUGUAAGAAACGUUUGCUGGAAAACACAGUGCUACUCCGCAAUCCCCACCGUCAUCUCCGAUCUCCUUCCUCCUUCUUCUUCUUCUUCUUCUUCCGCCGCAUCGUCUUCAUCCCUAACUCCUCCUCCUCCUGGUGGUUGGGCUUCUCUCUACAAACUCGCCGUCUGUUGUCCUGGUCUCUUCCACGCCGGGAUUCUCCUCGAAAACUCCGAUUUCGGUUUAGAACGUGAGCUAGGUCCCGAUCAAAGCCUCGAUCGUAAACUUACACCGACGGAUCUAGCUUGCGACGACGGAGAAGUUUCGAAACCAGUCGGAUCUGGUUUAGAAACGACCUCGUUUUGGUCUCUCUACGACGAUCUCUACACCGAUACGCUCUCCGCUCCUCCGGAAGAUUCGACGGACGAUCAAGAAGAAGAAGAAAUCGAAACGAGUGAGAUCAGACCUGGACGAGAUCUUCCGGUAAGGAAACGAAGGAAGAUUUGUAGAUCUCUAGGAUCUCAUUUAGCUUCAGGAGCUUGGAACCUUAGCCGUGAACAAGGCAACAAGCUUCUCGCCAGUAGAUUCCGCGGUGAUUGUCUCUACAUUUGCAAUUGGCCUGGUUGUAUUCACGUCGAAGAGAAACGAAACUACAUGUUGUUCAGAGGUGUUUUCAAAGAUUUCAAACGCUCUCGUGUUUGGAGAACCAUCAACGACGGUAACCGGAGUAAGAUCUCCGGUUUGAAAUGCGCCUUCUGCUUGUGCGACGAGACUUGGGAUCUGCAUUCAUCGUUUUGUUUGAGAAGAGUGUUUGGGUUUCAUGAUGAUGGUGAACCUGUUGUCAGAGCUUAUGUUUGUGAGAAUGGUCAUGUCUCUGGUGCUUGGACUGCUUUACCUCUCUACACUUGACUAAAAGAUCAAGACUUUUCAUUUGAUUAUUAUUGUUGGUCUUUUAUCAUCUCUAUUUGGUUAGAUUGUUUGAGGUUUGUAAUAAUCGUAUGACCAUUUGUUUCAUAUUCUGGUUCAAGUUUAAGCUCAGUACCAA
Molecule: messenger RNA, 1391 nt
Organism: Camelina sativa (false flax)
Lineage: Eukaryota; Viridiplantae; Streptophyta; Magnoliopsida; Brassicales; Brassicaceae
Product: phytochrome A-associated F-box protein
Molecular function (GO): protein binding
Source: RefSeq, a predicted model, not a curated record